This is a messenger RNA of Sphenostylis stenocarpa, 1407 nucleotides long. NCBI's taxonomy places the organism in Eukaryota, Viridiplantae, Streptophyta, Magnoliopsida, Fabales, Fabaceae. The record is from the annotation of a GenBank genome assembly.
AUGCUGUACAAGUGGAUGCUCAUGUCGCAACCCAUCCUGACUAGUCUCAGUGACUCGCUAGGGUUGUCCUGCCUGAAAGUGCCCAAAAGGUAUGGUUUGCUUCCGUUUGAUCUCAAUGCUUGUCAUCAUAUUUUACCAAAGAUACUACCUUCAGAGUUGUUCGAACUAAUUGAAAAGGAAGAUGCUAAGUCAAUAGCCACAAUGAAAGAAAAGUGGUGCUUAAUAAAUGAAAGAAAAAUUGAUUUAGAUGUGAAGGGUAUGAGUACUGAUUAUUUAGUGGCCAAGACAAAGACAAUCAAGAGAUCUCUUGCAGACUGCAAUAGGUUUGAAAGUCAAAAUAGUGCUAUUUCUGAACAUUCAAAUUGUUCUAGAUCCCCCUUAACACCCUCUUCGCAAAAAGGUCAAAGUAAACCUGUAGUGAUGUGCUCUGGUUCUGAGAAGAAGCUAAAUAAAAGACAGCUUUCAGAAUUUCAAGCAGAAAUCCGCAAGAUUCCUUCCAUCAAAGGCAGAUUUGAAUAUCUCUGUGAGGUUCAACUCAAUCAGACCUACACAAGUACAUCAUUUUCCAAACCUGUUUGUUCUGUUUUGGAAGAUUCAAAGGAGGAUCAGUAUAAAUCUGUAGAAACUGCUAAUGAUGCAAGCUUGAAUGAAAAACAUGAGUCAUUUGAUGCAUCCUGCUCUCAAGGAUCAACAUCAGGUCCUGAGACAGCAAUUCAAAAGGGAAAAAAGCCAAUGUCUGGACCAGUGUCUUCUGGCUGUUAUGCUGGUCCAGUAGAAGAAUCUCUUAAUAAUGAGCCUACAGCGAUCACUUUCGGUGUUUUCCAGUCCUUGGACAAAUUGUCACAAAAUUCUGAUUCAUUGGCAAAUACUGAAAUUCCAGAAUGUUCUUCAAGAAAAGCAGCUAUGCUAAAUUUUAGAGAUGGAAACAUGGAAACAAAAACUGUGUGUAAUUUGAUAGACGAAUGUAGUCAUGCCAAUCUAGAACAAGGGAAUGUUAUUCAAGUUCUUGAACUUACCAGUGGGCUAACUGAUCUAAUUUCUGAAGUUGACAUACUGUUUCUCAAUCACCAACAAAAACAAUGUGGUAUUAUGGAGCCUCCAGUAGCCUUUUCUGAUGAAGAAACAUAUAGCUGGUAUGAUGAGCAAAUGAUGAUGUCUUCUGUUGCAGAACAUGGUUUCUGUUGUUAUGCCAAACAUGUAUCAGACGUAGUAUCCAAAAUGGGUUGUAAGAAUGAGAUAGAUCUAACUUCAGAGAUGUUGGCUAGCAGUAAUAAUGUUAUGGCACUGGGAAAAUUGUCUGGACAGGACCAAACGAAAAGCACUAGUAUCUAUGACAGUAAGCAAUUUGAGGUGAACGACCUGACAAAUGAUACCAAGAGGUAUUAUUUGACUUUAAUUUUACAGUGA